UGCUUUUUGUUAAAUGCCUGUCGGUGCAGUUAAAGCGCUGGUGAAGAAGAAGAAGAAGACGGAACCAGAAAUCAUUCACAAAUAGCAACGGGUUUAAUCAAAACAAACGCUCUGUGUUUUUAAUCGUCGUCCUCCUUUAGACAUUAUCCAAAGAGAACGCGGGUGUGUCGGGACAAUGGGGAUCACGAAACUGGCAGAUCUGAUCCGCUUCAAUGCUCCUGAUGCCAUUUGUCACAAAGACAUCAGUGACUACACAGGAAAAGUGAUUGCUCUGGAUACGUCUAUUGUUGUUAACCAGUUCCGUGCAGCAACACCCACUUUAAGCCCCCUGACAGGUCUCUUCUUCCGCACACUCACCCUCCUGGAGCAUGACAUAAAACCAGUCUUUGUGUUUGAUGGAAAGCCUCCAGAGGAGAAGUCUGCUGUUCUUGAGAAGAGAGCUGAGACAUCAGGGUGGAAAUCCUCCAACCGCACAGGCACAGUUUCAUCUCAGACCAAGGAUUGUCUCCAUCUCUUGAAGCUUCUUGGUGUACCAUUCAUCCAGGCUCCAGGAGAUGCUGAGGCACUGUGUGCCCAGCUGGAGAGAGACGGGACUGUGGAUGCAGUGGCAUCAGAAGACAUGGACACCCUGCCAUUCGGAGCCAAUGUUCUUAUUCGUCAGUUGAACGCCAAAAGGGACAGUGAAGUAGUUGAAUAUUCUUUACCCAAAGUACUGGAGAAACUCCAAAUUAGUCACGAGGAGUUUGUUGACCUGUGUAUUUUGUUGGGCUGUGACUACUGUGACAAGAUAACCGGUUUGGGACCUAAGAAAGCUCUGACUCUGAUCCAGAAGCACCGUAAGAUUGAGAAUGUGGUUGUGCACGUCAACAAACAGACCCAUCCUAUUCCACAUUUCUGGAAGUACAAAGAAGCACGCAAGUUAUUCUUGGCUGCACCACAGACCGUUGCACCUGAGCUCGCCUGGACGGAACCAGACGAAGAAGCCUUGGUUGGGUUUCUCUGUCACACCAAACGUGUGAAGGUGGAGCGAGUCCGUCAUCGAAUGGAAAAGUUCCGUCAGAAGCGGGAAAGCAGGCGGAAUGAGCGAGAAAAGGAAAGAGCGCUGGGUUCCUGCAGGCAAACACAAAUAAUGGACUUCUUCAGAGUUACCAGGAAGAGGGAACAGCCUGUGGAAGCUACAGAGCCAUUACGCAACAAAAGAAAGAAACCAAAUUCAACAUGAGACCCCUGCUUUUAUGUUGACUCCACUCAGAGAAAAUCAAGAAAGUAUUACAUUUUUAUUUUUAUUUUUACAGUAUAUCUUUAUUUUUUGGUAACACUCAUUGAAACAUUUUAACUGUCUCAGAGGCAGUGGCUGUACUUGUUUGAUUAUGUUUAGCAUUUACAGAGUAUUCCACUUUUCCAAGUGUCCUUUUAGUUUUAGUUUCCACCUGCUUAUAAGAAGCCAAAACAGACAACUGACUUUCGAGUCUUUUGUCAUUGCAUGGGAGAACUACCCCACUGACACUACAGUAAUCCAAUCUUGUCUAAGCAGCAGUGUUCACAAACAACGUACUUCAAUAAGCAGUUCUUCAGUGCAUCCAGCAUUUCUCUGCAGAGCCCCAAAGAGAAGCAGAGUCGGCUGCAGGCAGCUCUGCGAGAGAACAGUGUGCUCACUGUCAGCGAGGACUAACCCUAAGCCAAAGCUGGAAAUAGGGGAAGUCUCAUCACUGGAUAUUCAAUGAGCACCUGUCGCAUAAAGGCUGCCAAGGCAGAGACCAGAGACUAGAAUUUUAAAAUCUGUACUGAAAUGGUAUCAUGUUAAAAAAAAAUAAUUCUGAGAUGUUUAAAUCCAUGAAAAGAUGAAC
Molecule: messenger RNA, 1847 nt
Organism: Solea senegalensis (Senegalese sole)
Lineage: Eukaryota; Metazoa; Chordata; Actinopteri; Pleuronectiformes; Soleidae
Product: probable flap endonuclease 1 homolog
Exons: 11
Coding region: 176-1222 (348 amino acids)
Cellular component (GO): nucleus
Molecular function (GO): 5'-flap endonuclease activity; DNA binding; 5'-3' exonuclease activity
Source: RefSeq, a predicted model, not a curated record